Molecule: messenger RNA, 1795 nt
Organism: Nerophis lumbriciformis (worm pipefish)
Lineage: Eukaryota; Metazoa; Chordata; Actinopteri; Syngnathiformes; Syngnathidae
Gene: shtn1
Product: shootin 1
Biological process (GO): neuron projection morphogenesis; positive regulation of neuron migration
Cellular component (GO): axonal growth cone; cytoplasm; cell leading edge
Source: RefSeq, a predicted model, not a curated record
CCGGACUUUGCACUCUGCUAGCUGUGUACGGAUUUUCCUCGCGAGCUAAAAGGUAAACAAAUUAAGGUUAUGGAUUCGGAGGACUUUGAUCGGAAGAUUAUUAUCGAUGAAUUAACAAACAAAGCUCUGCAAGAAUAUGAAGGCCUGCAAAGGAAGCAUGAGUCAGCAACUAUCAAGUGUAAGAUACUGGAGGGGGAACGAGAUCAGGCUGUUAAACAGCUUCAUGAAUUUCAGCAAGUUUCUAAGAUGGUCAUUGAAGAGGUCGCUGUCAUUCAGGAGAAGCUGGAGAUUGAGAGAACGUGUCGAGAAAGUGCUGAAGCCCUGGCCUCCAAGCUGAAUCGACAGAACCACUCCCUGAAGAGGAAGAGCAUGGUGCUGCUGUCUCAAGUCAGCACACAGACCAUCACGGAGAUCAACCUUGAGGAUGAGGAGGUGGAGGAGGAGGAAGAUGAAUAUCUAGGUGCUACCAGCCAGGACUGCCAAUCAGCCGAGUGCCAGACCAAAAUCUCAGAGCUGCAAAGUGCGCUGCAGAAGAAGCUGACAACGAAAAAUGAAAUGUGCGAUGAUAUUACAACACUGAGAAAACAACUGGAGGAAACCAAACAGGAACUUAUGAAGGAGAAACAUGAGAAUAAUGCUUUAGUUGCUGAGACGGUACAGCAAAAAAAGCUGCUGGGAAAAUACAACAGAGUGUCUGCGUUUGCUUUAGAGGAAUAUAAAACCAUUCAAGACACGUUGACUCUUCAGCAGGACUUGAGAGAUAAAGCAGAGAACUUUGCCAGAGCAAUGGUUGUUGAACAGAAGAUGCUGAAAAGAAAGAGCCAGAUCCUGAUGGAGAGUUCCCCAAAUGACUGCGCGUUACAGGAGGCACUCAAACAGCUCUCUGGGCUGACCAAAGAUUUGGAAGCACAGAAGCUGGAGCACCAGAGCCAGAUAAAGCUGAUGGAGGACCAACUAAGUAGCUGCCAGACUAGAAAGGAGCUCAUGGCCUUGAGGUGUAAACUUGAGCUUGUUGAGGAGGAGAAGCGUGAGUGCUGUGACGAGUACUGCAAGGCCCAAGCACAGGUCAAGGAUCUGAGCUUUACAGUUGAGGAACUUCAGAAAAAACUACAAGUUGCCACCAAGCCUCCACCUUCUCCAGUGCAUCCAUGUCCGCCUCCACCCCCUCCUCCUCCUCCUCCUCCUCCUCCUCCUCCUCCUCCUCCUCUACCAACUUGUGCAGUCUCCAACCCACUCAGCUCCCUGCUGUCAUUGAUUAGAAGCAGACAAACUCCGCUUUUGAUCCAGAGUUCAUCAGCUUCAACAAGCGAAGUAGACGUCAGGCAGCAAGCAGUGCAGAAAAUGAUGGACAGGAUCAAGAACGGGGUUCAGCUUCGGCCUGUCAGGCAGAGACCUCACAGCAAGAAACAGUUUAUUAGAUUCAGCAACUAGUGUUUGGAUCCCAUUCAUCCAUCCAUUUUCUACCGCUUAUUCCCUUUGGGGUCGCGGGGGCGCUGGAGCCUAUCUCAGCUACAAUCGGGCGGAAGGCGUGGUACACCCUGGACAAGUCGCCACCUCAUCGCAGUGUUUGGAUCCCACUGUACGCAAUAUCUGAAGAGCAUGGAAAAAAGCAUUUCACUGUGGUGUACUCUGCAUGUGACGAAUAAAACUCUUGAACCUUGAACCUUGAAAUGGUUGCAUUCUACUAGUUACUGUGAUUUUAAACAAAAGUUGUAGAUAAAAGUUUAACGUUUUCAAUCGAAAAAUGAGGUGCGUCCCUAAAAAGCAAGGAGAGUAAGUUUACUGCAUCCUGUUU